Teleopsis dalmanni is the source of this 608-nucleotide messenger RNA. RefSeq lists its product as uncharacterized. The coding region runs from base 60 to 608 and encodes 182 amino acids. The record is from RefSeq and is a predicted model, not a curated record. NCBI's taxonomy places the organism in Eukaryota, Metazoa, Arthropoda, Insecta, Diptera, Diopsidae. The transcript is spliced from 3 exons.
AACAACAAAAACUUUCACCAUCCAAAACUUUGGCUUCUCCAAAUUUUUACGUUUUCAAAAUGAGUUAUAAACAGAAAUUAUUCAGCAUUGCCGAAGCAGUUAAGGAGAUGCAUGCUGAAAAUCCCGGGGCACGAGAGAAACGUAAUGUCGAAAACCUAAGUCUCGCAGCGGAAACGGCCAGACGGAUGCCUAAAAAAAAUGCCGUUCUGAUUACUGAAAAUCACUUUGAUUGGAAAAAUCAAAACGAUGAUCGUUUUAAGAAAUUGAGUAAAAAUUUAGAAAAAUACGCAGUUGACGCAGACAGAAAAUCUAGGCAGAAGAACUUGAAUGAAGAACCAGCGGUAAAAACGAAAUUGCCUAGGAAACCGAUAAAAACAUCAGAUAAGAACUUUUGCGCUACGAGAACAGCUAAACGGACAUCUAGAAAAGCUGCAAAUGCUGAAACUGAAGAAUUGGUAGUUCGUUUAGAUGAGAAAAAACCAGUUCCUCAUGAGUUACCUCCACCGCACAAUUAUCCAGAAUUCAGAAAAAGAAAUGCUGAACUUAGUGCAAACAAAAUUAAAAGUGCAAGAGAAGCGAAGGAACUGAAAAACACAAUCUCUAACUAA